AUGCUAACGCUCAAAUAUUUCUCUUUGAAAGCAAGAGGAGAAGUUCCCAGGCUUAUUUUGACAGCAGGAGGCGUUCCGUUCAACAACGUAAAAUACGAUUUCACCGCGCGCCCACCAAAUCACCCGAAAAUCGCGGCAAAAGUAGCUGAGUACAAAGAAAGCCCAGCCGAUUUCACUGGGCGCCAAUGGAUGGAAAACAAGGGAGACUAUCCAUUUCAAGCGCUUCCAGUGCUGGAAAAUGUUCCGGAAUUGGAUGGAGCGCCUUUUCCGCAAUCAAGAGCGAUUGUUAGAUACUGCGCGAGAUUGGCAAAUCUUGAGGGAUCUGAUGAAGCUACAAAGAUAAGGGCGGAUAUUUUUGCCGAAAGUGCUUAUCAAUGGUUCGAAAAAGUGUGGAUGAAAUACACAAUUCUCGUUGGAAUGGAUCAAAUGUCCAUGAAAAGUGAGAAGAAACUCGAGCGAAUGGACAAAUUGAAAGGAAUGAUGGAGGGCGAAUGCGAAGACUACCUCGAAUCGCUUGAAAAACUCCAUGUUUCCCACUGCGGCGAGAAUUCUCCAUUUUUCGCCGGAAAAGAAGUCACUUAUGCCGAUUUCCAACUCCUUGUUACUUUCGAUUUGAUGAAAGACAUGGGCUACGAAGAAUUGAUUGCAGAAAAUGCUCCGAAUCUAGCUCGAAUCGCAAAAUCAGUCGCCGCCCUGCCUCAAAUCAGUGAAUACAUAGAAGAGAAUCAAGGAGUCGCUGUUGUUGCUGCUGGAAUGCUCUUUUGA
Molecule: messenger RNA, 765 nt
Organism: Oikopleura dioica
Lineage: Eukaryota; Metazoa; Chordata; Appendicularia; Copelata; Oikopleuridae
Source: the annotation of a GenBank genome assembly